Strongyloides ratti is the source of this 600-nucleotide messenger RNA. RefSeq names its product AMMECR1 domain and AMMECR1 family and AMMECR1, N-terminal domain-containing protein. The record is from RefSeq and is a predicted model, not a curated record. Bases 1 to 600 code for a protein of 199 amino acids. NCBI's taxonomy places the organism in Eukaryota, Metazoa, Nematoda, Chromadorea, Rhabditida, Strongyloididae. The transcript is spliced from 2 exons.
AUGGCAAAACCAAUCCCUGAAUAUGUCUAUUUUUGUUUUGAUGUCAUUAUUAGUCAUCUAAAAGGAAUCCAUAAUAUUCCCGUACCUACCUGCAUACCAACUGACAAAUUUCCCCUUUUUGUGACAUGGAAAAUUGGGAAAGAAAAAGAUCUUAGAGGUUGUAUAGGAACUUUUGAUAGGGAAUUAUCUCUUAGAAAAGGUCUUAAAGAUUAUGCCAUGUCUAGUGCUUUUCGUGACAGUAGAUUUAACCCAAUAACAAUAAAAGAAAUUCCUGACCUUCAUUGUUCUGUAUCAAUAUUAACUAAUUUUGAGUGGGCCAACAAUUGUUAUGAUUGGGAUAUUGGAACUCACGGUAUUCGCAUUGAAUUUGUUCCUCCAAAAUCAAAAAGAGAGUACAGUGGAGUUUUUCUUCCAGAAGUUAUGAUUGAACAAGAAUGGGAUAAAGAAACAACAUUACGUUAUCUAGUUAAAAAAGCUGGUUACAAUGGUCCAUUUAACGAUGAUCUUUGUAAUACUAUUAAACUUGAACGUUUUCAAUCCCAAAAAGUAUCUAGAAGUUAUGACGACUACAUAAAAUAUAAAAAUUCAAGUUGUCAAUAA